Microthlaspi erraticum is the source of this 390-nucleotide messenger RNA. Lineage: Eukaryota; Viridiplantae; Streptophyta; Magnoliopsida; Brassicales; Brassicaceae. The record is from the annotation of a GenBank genome assembly.
AUGGAAGAGGCGGAGAGAGUUACCGCUGAAGCCGACCGUCGAGAGGCAGCGGAGGAGAAAAAGAAGGCAGAGGCAGAUCGUGAUUCCGACAGAGAGACCAGUUCCGAUAAAUGGUAUCGCGAUGGAAUUCCAUCAGAUGACUCUGAUGCUGAUUCGGAACGCGACGAUGAAGGGGCUUCGACUCCAAAUCGUGCUCGUCUGAAAGGUAUCCCCGAGAUGAUCAAGAUGCCGGAGCAUGCCAAGUCCAAGGCACCACGCAUAACGGAUGGCAGGACGUGGAUGACUCCCGAAAUUCUCUUGGCGCUCGUGAAGAGAGUCGGCUUCUCGGGUCGUAUCGAGUUUCGGAUUCCGAAGGAACACGAAAGGCCUUAUGACGCUCCGCCGGGAUGA